UAAUACAGGGCCUGCCGUCGUUAGAGAACUUAAAGGUGUUGUCUGUGACGAAGACCCGGAUACAACGAUCGGUAUCCUAGUGUCCCCCUUUCUUAACUUUACGGAUAAAGCAAUAGAUACAGCAAAAAAAUCCUGUUUCCCUAUCAUCCUAACCGAUAAAUCUCAUAUUCCCUUAAUCAUCCUUAAUAUCGCUCUCGACAAUUUCCAAAAUAGAUCCUUUGAAUUUCCUUUUUAUCAUAACCUUGUUUUUCGCCAUUAA
Messenger RNA from Racocetra persica, 259 nucleotides. The record is from the annotation of a GenBank genome assembly. NCBI's taxonomy places the organism in Eukaryota, Fungi, Glomeromycota, Glomeromycetes, Diversisporales, Gigasporaceae.